UUUAAAGUGACAAGUUUAAAUCGGUCUUUUGCUUACGACCUAAUUUAGGUACUCUUUCUUAUCCGAUGGGAAAAGCAUCGAGGGACAAAAGAGAUAUUUACUAUCGGAAAGCAAAGGAAGAAGGAUGGCGUGCCCGUAGCGCCUUCAAGCUCUUUCAGAUUGAUGAGGAAUUUAACAUCUUUGAAGGUGUGAAACGAGUUGUGGAUUUGUGUGCAGCACCAGGCAGCUGGAGUCAGGUUUUAAGCCGGAAGUUAUAUCUCCCAGCAAAGUUGUCACCUGAUACCAAGGAUGGCGAUCUACCACUUAUUGUGGCUAUUGACUUACAGCCUAUGGCUCCCAUUGAAGGUGUUAUUCAAGUACAGGGUGAUAUAACAAAUGCUAAAACAGCUGAAGUGGUUAUUAGACAUUUUGACGGAUGGAAGGCUGACCUUGUUGUCUGUGAUGGUGCACCUGAUGUAACGGGACUUCAUGACAUGGAUGAAUUUGUUCAGUCCCAGCUGAUAUUGGCGGGCCUAACCAUAGUCACUCACAUACUAAAAAGAGGCGGAAAGUUCAUAGCAAAAAUUUUUCGAGGAAAAGACACAAGCCUCCUUUACUGUCAGCUAAAACUAUUUUUCACAGAAGUGACUUUUUCUAAGCCAAAAAGCAGUCGGAAUUCUAGCAUAGAGGCAUUUGCAGUUUGCGAGAAUUACUCUCCACCUGAAGGAUUUAAUGAGAAAGAUCUUCAUCGCCUUCUUGAAAAGAUUGGAAGUCCAUCUGGCAUAGUGGACCUAGAUUGCAGUAGUGCAUGGCUGGAAGGUCCUAAUAAGGUGUAUAUUCCAUUUCUGGCUUGUGGAGACCUUAGUGGGUAUGAUUCAGACCGUUCAUAUCCACUUCCUAAAGCUGCAGAUGGAACCUAUCAGUGUUUAGAUCCUGUACAACCUCCAAUUGCACCGCCAUAUAAACGAGCUCUUGAAAUGAAGAAAGCGUCAAGUCAAGGAAUCCAAAACCUAGACAAGCUUUCUCUUGGCUCCUGAUCUUACCAUCCAGAAUUAUCCCAUUCCGUGACAUCUGAAAAUCGCUUAUAUGUCACCAAAUGUAAGUACUCUUUAUUGCUAAUUGAUGAAUUUAAUAUGUAUUGUUAAGACUUUAGAUAGUUUAAACCAGAUGAGAGUCAUCUACUUGUGUCCCAGGGCAAAGGUAGUACAGCACAUGAUGUGUGGUAGGCGCGCUUCAUGUGAACUAAGUUUGGAGAAAGAUAGGGGAGCUAGUCCAUUAUCCACCAAGUUUCAAGUUCAGAGCAACUGAUUUAUCAGUUAUCAGAAAAGAAUGAUAGUAGUAAUAUACUUUGCGUAAUAACGAAUUUAUUUUGUACUUGGGUGAUUAAAUCUAAAAUUAACAGACAAUGAUCACUGGUUAUAUUACAUCGCGUGAGACUUCCUGUGACAACAGUAGUUCUUUAGAUGUAUGAAAUGAUUUUCUAGAUUA
Messenger RNA from Nicotiana tabacum (common tobacco), 1467 nucleotides. RefSeq names its product tRNA (cytidine(32)/guanosine(34)-2'-O)-methyltransferase. Lineage: Eukaryota; Viridiplantae; Streptophyta; Magnoliopsida; Solanales; Solanaceae. Gene Ontology annotation, cellular component: cytoplasm. Gene Ontology annotation, biological process: cytoplasmic translation; tRNA methylation. Gene Ontology annotation, molecular function: tRNA methyltransferase activity. The record is from RefSeq and is a predicted model, not a curated record.